AGUCCACGUUGUGCACACAUGUGUUGACAAGUUGUGAUAGAAGCAGAAGUUCUGUUGGUAAAAAAACGAGUGUUUCAAAAGCUAUGUAUGCGACAUUUUUGAACCGUCAGUUUGGUUCACUUUAACUGCUGUUUGUGUGUUGUUGCUUUGAAAUCAUUAUCGUAUUUGAAGGGAAAAACAGCAGCUUUUAUGUAUUUUGAGUGAACAGAAUUUGCAUUGUCGACAUGAAUGUUCAGGCAUUUACCAUGGCCAGUUUUGUGUAUCUGGCGUUAGUUGUGUGCGCUGUGGUUCUCCAUUCAGCUGAAGCCAAACUGAAAAAGGGCGAAUGUGAAGUUUGUAUUGAAACCCUGAAUAAAAUCGAGAAGGCCAUCACAAAAAAACAGCGUGAUGAAGGUAAAGAAGGGAUUGAAAAAGCAAUCAGGAAGUUCUGCAAAUCAGCCAAGACUAAGGAGAAUACUUUUUGUUAUUUCAUCGGUGGAACAGCCGACGCUGCAACUGGGUCUCUGGGAGAGAUUAGCAAGAGGCUACUCAACUAUGUACCAUCAGACAAAAUAUGUGAACGUCUAAACAAGUUAGAUUCACAAAUAUGUGAACUUGAAUACGAGAAACAAAUUGAUUUGGACUCUGUAGAUUUGAAGAAAAUGAAGGUUAAAGAACUGAAGAAUAUCUUGAGUGUCUGGGGUGAAGAAUGCAAAGCCUGCACAGAGAAGACAGAUUUCAUCAAACGCAUCGAGGAACUAAAACCAAAGUAUUACAAGAAGAAGACAGAGUUAUAACUUGGAUGGUUGAAGGAGGAAAUGCACUGAUCCAUGAUAAACUAAGCUAAGGGAGUUAGAUUACCUCAUGAAAGCUGUCCAGGGACUAGUCACAAUUUAAGCUGGUUACUGUAUGUUAUGAAUGUGAAAAAACAUUUCUAAUUUGAACCAGCAUCUGAGGGUGCUCAGCUGUUGGUACCUGUCGAAAUUCAGAACAUUUGACUGAGAGGGAUAAGUUUUUUUAUAUGUACAUGCUCACAUGACAAUUUGACAGUUGUGACAUCAUUGCAGUGUCCUUCACUGUACAUCCGCAGGAGUUUAACGAUUGCAGGACAUGGGAUGGCAAAGUGUGCCAAUUGAAACUUGGACAAAGAAUGGCAUUCCAGCACAGUGGUGGAUUUAGGUAUAUGCUUAGAGAUUGUCUAGCAAAAACAUCCUGAACAUUAAGGCAUAAAACUGCACAUGAUACUGAUGAUCAUAUACAUUUCAUUGCACUUGGUCAUCAUAAAUGGUACAGUUGUCUGUGCAAGCACAUACAUGUAAUGUGCACAUCAGAGUCAAUUAUACAAGUAAUUAACCCUAACAGUCCUCAGUCUUCCAACAGGUGAAGGAUUGAGGACUGUUAGGGUUAGGUACUCAAAGCUUAAUACAUACAAACUCAUGACAUUGGUUCUAAAAGCAUUUUAAAUUAUUCAUCAAUGCAUCCUGGAUCAAGGUAUUUCCUAAUUUUAUAUUUUCAAGGGUUAUUUGAAAUAUAACUUUCUAAAUGUACUUGUUUGUAUAUGAAUAAUAGCAUUGUCUCAGGCAAUGUGUACAUGUACACUGUAUUGUUAAAAACUAGAGGGUUUUACAUUUUUGAAACCUGCUAGGUCGUAAAUAAAUGCAUUGCCCAGGUCUGAUAUGAGUUUUUAACAUUUAUUCAUUAUUUAUGGCUAGCAAGUAGGUUGCACAACAAGUCAUCUUACUGGUCUUUAUAGGGAAUUUUUCUUGAUCUGUUUCCUACCCAAUUGUUGUUCCCAAUACACCCAGUGUCCAAUUCACAGGCUGCAAGUGAAAGUUCCUUAAACCGAUAGUGCAUCUCAUGAAGUUUGUCAAGUUUUGUUUUCUCCAGUUAGUGGUUUUACAUACGGAAAAUAAAUUAGCAUUUAGGAUGGCUGUUUGUGGGUUUAAUCAUUUCAAUUCGGUUUGUCUAAUUGUAAUAGAUGUGUUCUUUGCAUAUUUUUUUCCAGCAAAGCAUUUAUGAUAAUUGUCCAUGGCACAAAAAGUCUGUAAUGUUCAUUUUGUAAAAGAAUUAAUUUUAUUCUGAAAAAUCCAGAAUGUGCAACUCUCAUGGAUAAAUUUACAUAAAACACAAUGCCAGAGGUUUGAACUUGGCUUUGUACUUCAUCACAGACAAUGUUAGGCCACCCAGAUCCAUUGAAAUCUACCAAGGUUUGGGAGGAUUUUGUAUGUUAGAGGACAACAGCACCUUACCUCUCUUACUGUACAUGGGGCUUGAUGCCCAAAUCAAUGACCAGUAAAAAUAAACUUCACUUUUAAAUUUCCAGUGAAAUAGUACCUUUGCACUUUAAUAGACAAAAAGGACAUUUAGACAAAAAUAAAUUUACUAAACAUUUUUCAGUUGCAUAUGUAUGACCUUCAUGUUGCAAUAAAAAUGUUUGCCAUUCGAUGUUUAACA
This is a messenger RNA of Acanthaster planci (crown-of-thorns starfish), 2433 nucleotides long. Its product is annotated as mesencephalic astrocyte-derived neurotrophic factor homolog. The record is from RefSeq and is a predicted model, not a curated record. Gene Ontology annotation, cellular component: endoplasmic reticulum. Lineage: Eukaryota; Metazoa; Echinodermata; Asteroidea; Valvatida; Acanthasteridae. Gene Ontology annotation, biological process: neuron projection development; dopaminergic neuron differentiation.